AUGAAGGCUACGGACAAAAUCAACAUCGACCCUAAACUCUUCGGCAUCACCAAAAUAAAAAAGCUUAAGCCAAAGCUUGAGCUUAAUACAGACCAUUUUACUCUAAAGUCUCCAACCUCGCUUGCUUCAGCCAGAAACCCCACUAUGAAGAAAGACUUCUUCACUGCUUCCUACCUUUGCAAAUAAGACUGGGUCAAAACCUAAGGCUGCUUUCAAGGAGAAGAAGCCCAUAAUUUCAAAAAGGAGUAUCAGCAACUGAAGUAUGGCCAAGACUACCAAGAACCAGGAUUAUAACAAGGACAUCAACCUGAUCUGAGAUAACUUUGACAGAGAGAAUACUGACACACUUGCAUCUAUAGAGAAAUAGCUCACAAGAAACAAUUGAUUUCCCUAUUAAAAUGAUCAUGAAGAAUUUUGGAAAAGUACCUAAUCAUAUUAGUAUUCGUGAUGAGAAAGGGAGCUCUAAGAAGAAGAAAAAAUCAAAGAAGAGAGUCAACAGCAGCCGUAAGAAUCUUGGCUCUGCUGGUGCUAGUAAGUGACUUACCCAGAAUAAGCCCAAGCAGCCGAAAGGAAGGAACAAUAAUCGAUCAAAUAAUACCCCUUUCAAGAGAAAAACAGUUGCUUUUAACUGGAAUAUCCCAUCAAGAUUUUCGAAAGAAAAGAUCAUACCUCAGAGUACUAAGAAUUCACAGAGAAAGAUUUUGCUAGAUUACGGCAGCUCUAAAUAAGAUUACAGGCAAAGAAUUAAAGUUAAAGAGCAGGAGGAACUCUCGAAAGCAAACAGGGUCGAAUAUUCACAAUAGUGAUUAUUCCAAGACUUAUUCCAAAAGAGUAGCCAAAAGAUCAGGGGAUUAUAAUCUCAAAUAAGACUAUUCCUUCAAAAUCCAAGAGAUCACCUGGAAGACAUGACCGAAAGAUACACAAAAGUAAGGAGAAAUAAGUUGCCUGAGAAAUACCCAAUAAUCUUCCCUGAAGACUUCUACAAUGAGACCAAGGUUUAUGAGUCAGAGCAACUAAAUACUGACCCAAAAAGAGACAAGCACAAAAGGAUCAUAAGAGAUCGGAUCUGUGUAGAAGCUCAAAAUACUAGAAUUACCAAGAGAACCAAAUCGCUUGGACUCCUCAAAGAUGCAGUCUAUAUAACUAAUAAGAAAGCACAUCCUGGUGCUACAGAUUCGAUGACUAAUAAAGAUACCAGUACAAAAAUAACUGCGAAUAAGAAUCCCAUAUUUGAGUCUGUAAAGUACAUGCUUGGGACUCCAAGGAUGACAAAGUCUCAGCCUCUAAUUGCUCCAGAGGCUCCAACAGACCCGAAUUAUGCAGCGAUGGAGGCUUUGAAGUACAAACUUAAACAUUUUCUACAGAACCAAGAUCAGGUGGUGCUUAAGCUAAAGAAAGAGAUUGAAUUUCUUCGUCAAGAAAACGAAUACUUGCGAUCUAAAAAUAACUAA
Messenger RNA from Moneuplotes crassus, 1451 nucleotides. The record is from the annotation of a GenBank genome assembly. Lineage: Eukaryota; Ciliophora; Spirotrichea; Euplotida; Euplotidae.